AUGGCAGCUAUCCGUGAAUACAGAUGUUUUUUGAAAGUUGUAUGUCAAAGAUUUAUGACGAUUUAUUUAUGUUAUACUUUCAGUGAUAUUUCAGAAUUUCAAGACAACGAAUAUGGAAACUGUUUUACAUUCAACCCAUCAACUCAAAACAGAGAAUUGUAUACAACUUCGAAAACUGGCAAACAAAACGGUGUUACACUGAUCCUAUUUGUAGAACAGUCUGAAUAUUUAACAUUAUUAUCUGAAGGCGUCGGAUUUGUGUUAUCUGUACAUAAUCCAAAUAAUCACCCCUUUCCAGAAGAUGAGUCAAUAAGCGUUGUACCUGGAUACGAAACUUCAAUUGGAAUUUCUAUCAGUGAAACCAAACGUUUGGGACAACCAUGGUAUAAUUGUACAAAAGAAGAUAAGACACCUUAUGGCAACUAUCCUUACUCAACUUCGGCCUGCAGGAAAGAGUGUUUACAAACAUUUCUACGUGGCAAAUGUGGAUGUGAAAAUGCCAUAUCAAAAAACGGUUAUAAGAAGUGUAAUAUGUUGAACAAAACGCAAGAUUUGUGCCACCAAAUGAUAAGAUAUUUACAUAAUCAUGGUAAACUAACAUGUAACUGUCCUGAGCCGUGCAGUCGAUACAGCUACAGCAUGACUACGUCCCUGGCAGUUUGGCCAUCAGAUGGCUACUCUGAACGCCUGUUACAUUUGUUGCAUGUAAUGAAUAACAAAACCAAGGCUAUUAAAACAUCGACACUGAGGGGAAACAUCGCCCUUGUCCAAGUGUACAUUGACAGUUUACAUAUUGAGACAGUAUCUCAAGAAAAAGCAUAUGAUAUGUUUGACUUGUUUGCUGACAUUGGUGGCGCCCUUGGACUAUGGAUUGGAAUGUCAGCUGUAACUCUGCUCGAA
Molecule: messenger RNA, 900 nt
Organism: Saccoglossus kowalevskii
Lineage: Eukaryota; Metazoa; Hemichordata; Enteropneusta; Harrimaniidae
Product: degenerin mec-10-like
Biological process (GO): sodium ion transmembrane transport
Cellular component (GO): plasma membrane
Molecular function (GO): ligand-gated sodium channel activity
Source: RefSeq, a predicted model, not a curated record